This is a messenger RNA of Ipomoea nil (Japanese morning glory), 1667 nucleotides long. Its product is annotated as tubby-like F-box protein 5. Gene Ontology annotation, molecular function: protein binding. The transcript is spliced from 5 exons. NCBI's taxonomy places the organism in Eukaryota, Viridiplantae, Streptophyta, Magnoliopsida, Solanales, Convolvulaceae. The record is from RefSeq and is a predicted model, not a curated record. Bases 318 to 1559 code for a protein of 413 amino acids.
AGAGAAAGAGAGAGAGAGAGAGGAGCUGUCUUGUCCUUUUGGUCUGAGAUCCCUUCUUUCCUUUUCACCGGACGGCGGCGGAAGAGAAGGCGGUUGGUUUUAGUGGUGGCAGCAGCAGCUGUGGCUCCGGCGAUGUGAAAUCCGAACGGAACAUAAUAACAAUGCGUAGCCGAUUCACUGUUCCGCCAGAGAACACGGUCUGCAUUGGCCGUGCUUCUCCGAUCUAACCGUUUUCUUCCGCGAUCUCUUGCGUUUUCUGAUCGAUCUCUUCGUUAUUUUCUUUCCGAGGAAAGGCUUGAUUGAUAUGAUCAGACAACAUGUCGUUCAAGAGCAUUGUGCGCGAGCUGAAGGAGAUGAAAGAUGGGAUAGGGAGCAUAUCCAGGAGAGGGUCAGAAGGGAGGCAUUGGCGAAGCAGGACACGGUCACAUAUAGCGCCCGAUGUGGCGCCUUCUGAUCCAAUUGAGCAAGGCCAGUGGGCAAAUUUACCCCCAGAAUUGCUUCUGGAUAUAGUUCGGAGGGUUGAAGAGAGUGAGACAUCAUGGCCUGCUCGGACUGUGCUCGUCUCCUGUGCUUCUGUUUGCAAGUCAUGGAGAGAAAUCACUAAGGAGAUUGUCAAGACUCCCGAGGAAUGUGGGAAGCUUACACAUCCUAUUUCGCUUAAACAGCCCGGACCCCGUGAAUCUCCUAUCCAAUGCUUUAUCAAAAGAGAUAGAGCUACUUCGAUUUAUCGCCUCUACUUUGGUUUGACUCCAUCUGAGGAUGCGAGUGAUAAAUUAUUGCUGGCAGCCAAGAAGAUCAGACGGGCAACAAGCACGGACUUUGUCAUAUCAUUGGUUGCAGAUGAAUUUUCACGAGCCAGCAACACUUAUCUUGGGAAGCUGAGGUCUAACUUUCUUGGUACCAAGUUCACCAUAUAUGAUAGCCAACCCACCACACAUGAUUCAGUGGUUCAGCACACUCAGCUUAGUCGAAGAUUCCAUUCUAAACAAGUGUCUCCUAGAGGAGUAUCUGCUUGUAACUACAGCAUUGCCACUAUUUCCUACGAGCUCAAUGUCCUUCGCACCAGAGGGCCUAGGAGAAUGCAAUGUGUUAUGCACUCUAUCCCCGUCACCUCUAUUCAGGAGGGAGGCACAGCUCCUACACCAACAUCAUUCUCGCAGUUUCUCGAUGACAGGCCUUCUCACACACCAGUCUCGAAAGCUAAGGAUCCAAACAUGGAUUCCAGCUCCCCUGGACAUUCAGGUUCUCUCGUGCCAGAACCACCUUCUCAAGAGCCCCUUAUGCUUAAAAACAAGGCCCCUCGAUGGCACGAACAGUUACAAUGCUGGUGCUUAAAUUUUAAAGGCCGUGUCACGGUGGCAUCUGUCAAGAAUUUUCAGCUCGUGGCCGCUGUGGAUCCUUCUCACAACAUACCCGCUGCAGAACAGGAGAAGGUAAUCCUGCAAUUCGGAAAGAUUGGAAAAGAUAUCUUCACCAUGGAUUAUCGCUACCCGCUCUCCGCUUUCCAUGCUUUUGCAAUCUGCUUGAGCAGCUUUGACACAAAACCAGCCUGUGAAUGAUUUUCAGGUGGUUUGUAAAUGAUGAACAUCUCUUGCUUUUUGUUGCUUCAGAAUCUUGAAUUAUGCUUACUAUCUAUGAAGUAUAUCCAUUGGCCAUAAAUUAUUACU